This is a messenger RNA of Pyricularia pennisetigena, 2577 nucleotides long. RefSeq lists its product as uncharacterized. Bases 1 to 2577 code for a protein of 858 amino acids. The transcript has 2 exons. Lineage: Eukaryota; Fungi; Ascomycota; Sordariomycetes; Magnaporthales; Pyriculariaceae. Gene Ontology annotation, biological process: glycoprotein catabolic process; carbohydrate metabolic process. The record is from RefSeq and is a predicted model, not a curated record. Gene Ontology annotation, molecular function: beta-mannosidase activity.
AUGUCGCCGAUCCGAACCAUAACACCAAUCAACAAGAACUGGGAGUUUAAGCAGGCCGACAAGGACGGAGCCGAGUUUCUCCCGGUCGCCCAAUUCCCCACCAACGUUCACCUCGACCUGCUGCACCACAAGCUCAUCCCGGACCCCUUCAUCGGCAAGAACGAGCUCGACGUGCAGUGGAUCGGCGAGGCGAAAUGGACAUAUAGGACAACCUUCUCGGCGCCCAAGGUGUCACCCUCAGGCGAUGACGGAGUCAGGGCUGUCAUCGCCUUUGAUGGCCUCGACACCUUUGCCACGGUGCUGCUCAACGGCAGCCAGAUCCUCGUCACGGACAACAUGUUUAUUCCCGAACGAGUCGACGUGACCAAUGAAAUCAGGGAGGGCGAGAACGAGCUGGUCAUUCACUUUGACAGUGCCUACCUGAGGGGCUGGCAGUUGGUUGAGAAGUACCCCGAUCACAAAUGGGGUUGCUGGAACGGUGACGUAUCGAGGUUGGCUGUCAGGAAGUCGCAGUACCACUGGGGCUGGGACUGGGGCCCAGCUUUGAUGGUCUGCGGCCCGUGGCGUCCCAUCACCUUUGAGAUCUACAAUGGCAGAAUUGCAGAUCUAUACGUUGAAACAGAUAUCCCAGAGAGCUUGGAAUCGGCCAAAGUGGUGGCUCACGCCGUGGUAGAGGGCAAGGCUGAUAGAGUCAAACUUGAAAUCUCCCUUGACGAAAAUGUAGUCGCCACGGAGACAGUGCCCGUUUCUGACUCCGGAAACACCUCAGCCACCUUCCAUGUCCAGAAGCCAUCUUUGUGGUACCCUGUCAGAUAUGGAAAGCAGCCGCUGUACACUGUCAAGGCAACACUAAUUUCUGGGGAGCAAGACUUUGACACCGUCUCCAAAAAGAUUGGCCUAAGGCGAGCAGAGCUGGUCCAACAAACGCUUAAAGACCAGCCAGGCAAGAGCUUUUUCUUCCGCAUCAACAACAUCCCCGUCUUCUGCGGUGGCUCUGACUGGAUUCCCGCCGACAACUUCCUCCCUCGCAUCACAGCACAAAAAUACCACGACUGGGUCAAGCUUGUCGCUGACGGUAACCAGUUCAUGAUCCGGGUAUGGGGCGGCGGUAUCUACGAGGAACAAGCGUUUUACGACGCCUGCGAUGAGCUGGGAGUCCUGGUCUGGCAGGAUUUCAUGUUUGGAUGUGGCAACUACCCUGCCUGGCCUGAAAUGCGCGAAUCGAUUAAGCGUGAAGCUACAGAGAAUGUCAAGCUGCUCCGUCAUCACCCGUCUAUCGUAAUCUGGGCUGGCAAUAACGAGGACUACCAAUACCAAGAGUCAGAGGGCUUGACCUAUGACUACGCAGACAAAAACCCGGACAACUGGCUGAAAACCGACUUCCCUGCUCGUUAUAUAUACGAGAAGAUCCUGCCCGACGUUUGCGCGGAGCUGUGCCCGGACGUCUACUACCACCCAGGCAGCCCCUGGGGCGACGGCGUCAACACCCACGACCCCACCGUCGGCGACAUCCACCAGUGGAACGUGUGGCACGGCACGCAGGAGAAGUACCAAAACUUUGACAAGCUGGUUGGCCGAUUUGUGUCCGAGUUUGGCAUGGAGGCUUUCCCGAGCGUCAAAACCAUCGAUGCAUACUUGCCACUCGGCAAGAACGAUCCGGACCGCUACCCACAGAGCAGUACCGUCGACUUUCACAACAAGGCAGACGGCCACGAGCGGCGGAUCGCACUGUACCUGGUAGAGAACAUGCGUUAUGCGCCCGACCCGCUCGAGCAGUUUGUCUACAGCACGCAGCUGAUGCAGGCCGAAUGUCUGGCCAGCGCUUAUCGGCUAUGGAAAAGGCAGUGGAAGGGACCCGGGCGUGAGUACUGCGCCGGCGCGCUGGUGUGGCAGAUCAACGACUGUUGGCCCGUUACAAGCUGGAGCAUCGUAGACUUCUACCUCCGGCCCAAACACGCCUACUACACGGUCAAGCGGGAGAUGGCGCCAUUGAGUGUCGGCAUGACGAGGAGGGAGCACAAAAAGGCCGCUGACAAGUACACGCGAGUCAAUAUCAAGACCAAGGUCCUUAUCGAGGCUUGGGGGAGCAAUCUCCGGCUCGAGGAUCUGACUGUUGACGUCGUGCUGAAAGCAUGGGACGUCGAGACGGGUGAGGAGACUUUCAGCGAGACGGUCGAGAAGGACUUCGCUCUACCCGCGAACCAAAGCACCGAGAUCCUUUCACGCGAGGUGCCCGUGAGGAAAGCUGGUGACGAGGGUAGGACGGUCUGCGCGACGUACCUCAUCGACCCCGAGGACGGGCGGCAGCUGGCACGGUACGUCAACUGGCCCGAGCCGCUCAAGUACCUGCACUUCACCAAGCCAGAGAAGCUCAUAGCGGAGCUGGUAGAAGGCGGCAAGUUCGUUGAGGUUAGCGCCGAGUAUCCGGUGAAGGGCGUAGCUGUCGAGUGUGAGGAUGACGAGGUCGUGUUUGAGGACAAUUUGGUCGACAUUGUUCCCGGUGAGAUUGUGAGGAUUGGUGUUAGGGGUGCGAAGGACGACACAGUCAUCACGACAAGGUAUUUGGGUAUGAUUUAA